Molecule: messenger RNA, 2256 nt
Organism: Clavispora lusitaniae ATCC 42720
Lineage: Eukaryota; Fungi; Ascomycota; Pichiomycetes; Serinales; Metschnikowiaceae
Gene: CLA4
Product: serine/threonine protein kinase
Biological process (GO): regulation of MAPK cascade; intracellular signal transduction; protein phosphorylation
Cellular component (GO): cytoplasm
Molecular function (GO): ATP binding; protein serine/threonine kinase activity
Source: RefSeq, a predicted model, not a curated record
AUGUCCUCAAUCUACACGUCGGACUUGAAAAACCACCGUCGGGCGCCGCCGCCCCCUGGAGCUCGGCCAGAAGCUCUGUCGCGCUUCAAUUCUGCUCCCCGCAAGCACAGCGGCUGGGUGUACGUCAAAGACGACGGCAUCUUCACGCUGUUCCGGUGGAACAAGCGCUACAUGGCCUUUGGCGACCGCCUGCUCAACUUGUACAAGCAGGAGCCCGAGGAUCCGGCCCGUGACAUGGAUGUUCUGUACCCACUCAGUUUGGUGAGUGCCAUCAACUUGAAGCAGAAUCUGGGGCCGUCCAAAGGUGCGCUGACGUUGGAGCUUGUGUUCAAAAGCGGCUCCAAGCCCUUGUUGGUUGCCGUGAAAUCAAGCACAGAGUACUUGGACUGGCUCGACACUUUUAGCACAAAAUGCCCUUUGGCGCAGAUCGGGCUGGGCGGGACCGUUGCUGUGGGAAACACCGGCGUGUCAAGCCCCAUCAACUUCACCCACAAAGUGCAUGUAGGCUUUGACCCGGCCAGCGGCAGCUUCACCGGUUUGCCCGACGCAUGGAAGAGCAUGCUCCAGCACUCGAAAAUCACCAACGAGGACUGGAAAAAGGAUCCUGUGGCGGUGAUUGAGGUGUUGGAGUUUUACUCGGACAUCAGCGGGCUGGCACAAAAUACGCCUGUGGCGCUGCCGGCGCUUUAUCAAGGCCCUCCGCAAAUGUCUAGCAUUCACGAUGCAGCGAAGCAUGCGCCGUCGAAAACAGACGAAAAGAGCGCUGGUGUGCGGCUUGCCCCGAAGCCGCCCUUGCCAUACCACAUGACGCAGAAGCAAAAGGAAUCGGCGUCGCCGUUGGGCAACUUGCUUCAACAGAAUAACGAUUUGGUGCCUGUACGCCGGGCGCCGCCGCCUCCUCGCACUGACGCACUGCGGCCUCUGCAAAAUGCGCAUGCGCAUGCGGUGCAACAACUGCUGCUGCAACUGCUGCAACUGCUGCUGCAACUGCUGCUUCUGCUGCAACUGCUGCAUCUGCAACAGAAGCCUCUGCUCCUGCAACAACAUCCCCAGCGACAUCAGCUGCCGCCUUCGGCUUCCUUGCAGCGUAAACCACAGGGCGCUGCAUAUCCACCUCCUCGCACCUCUCCUCCGGCUCUCCCCAAUGUGCAUCCCAACGUGAAGAUUCUGCCCGUGAAGGAGAAAACCCCGCCUUCUCGCGUCUCGCCCGACCUCAAACCACUCAAAUUGAAAGCAUCCAAUAAUGCACAGACCAAUGUUUCUUCCAAAGCGCCCGCCAAACUUGCCACGGGACCGGCGCAAACAAAGACUGCCAAACAAAUCAAGAAGGAACGUGAAGCAUUGAAUAACCGCCAAGUUCUUGCAAAGUUGAAAACUGUUGUGAACAACAAUGAUCCAUCCAAUUUGUUCCGUAUCAUUCUGAAAGCAGGCCAAGGUGCCUCAGGUGAAGUUUACCUUGCCGAAUCGCUAAUUCCCGGUCAAAAGGGCAAGAAGGUGGCCAUCAAACAGAUGGAUUUGCAGGCACAACCUAGCAAGGAGCUUAUCAUCAAUGAGAUUUUGGUGAUGAAAGACUCCCAGCACGACAACAUUGUCAACUUUUUGGACUCGUACUUGCGCGGCGACAAUGAUCUUCUUGUGGUGAUGGAGUACAUGGAAGGAGGAUCCUUGACGGAGGUGAUUGAAAACAACGAGUGCAAAUUGAACGAGCGUCAAAUCUCCACCAUCUGCCACGAAACGCUAAAGGGUCUUCAGUUUUUGCAUAAGAAGCAUAUCAUCCACCGUGAUAUCAAGUCGGACAAUGUUUUACUUGAUGCCAAAGGAAACGUGAAGAUCACCGACUUUGGCUUCUGUGCCAAAUUGACCGACCAGCGUUCCAAACGUGCCACUAUGGUGGGCACACCUUACUGGAUGGCUCCGGAAGUCGUCAAACAAAAGGAAUACGACGAGAAGGUCGAUGUUUGGUCGUUGGGAAUCAUGACCAUCGAGAUGAUCGAGGGCGAACCACCGUAUUUGAACGAAGAACCAUUGAAGGCCCUCUACCUCAUUGCCACCAAUGGUACACCUAAGCUCAAGAAACCAGAGUUGCUCAGCAACUCCAUGAAAAAGUUUUUGUCCAUUUGUCUUUGCGUGGACGUGCGGUACCGUGCUUCGACUGACGAGUUGUUGGAGCACCCAUUUAUUCAGUAUAAGAGCACCAAGAUUGAGGAGUUGGCGCCGCUCUUGGAGUGGAAAAAGCAUGCGCACGACGAGCAUUAA